UGUCUGUGUCCACUGUCCAGAGGCUUAAUGUACAACAACCUUUGCCCAGAAAGGCACGCGCUCGAUGAUUUACUUGGUCCAAGCAAGGCAAGCGGAAUUUUCAGAUUUUAGUCGAUUCAUUCUGAAUGCUGUUGUCACUUUAAAUUUGAGCCGGCAAUGAAAGCAGUAAUUUUAGCUGCAGGCUACGGAACAAGAUUACAGAGGGAUGUCGAAAACGAAACGACGGGGAAUUUUAGGCAUCUGGGCGGCAUUGCCAAGCCGCUGCUUCCCAUUGGUCCAUGUGCCCUUAUCUCACAUUGGGUACUGGCAUUGACCAAAACAGGAUGUGUGGACACAAUUUACGUUGUUACAAAUGACCUUUACCAUGAAGAAUUCCAGCAGUGGGCUCAAGAGUUUCAAAAUGUUAAAAUCCUAAAUGAUGGCACAAGAAGAAACGAGGACAGACAUGGUGCUGUUGCUUGUCUUCAGUUGACAGUCAAGCUCUGUGCUGUGGACGAUAACUUACUAGUUAUUGGAGGUGACACUUUAUUCAAAGAGGAUUUCAGCCUAAGGAAAUUCACAGCACAUUUUUUUGACUUGCAAAAUAAAAACAAAGAAAGCAAUUUAGUGCUGUCAUACCAAUGCAAAGAUGAGGAAACAUCUAAGUAUGGGAUUCUGGAGUUGGAUGAGGACCUUAAAGUACAGAGCAUGAAGGAAAAGCCUCUCUCAAGUGAUACGGAUUCACGGAAUGCAUGUCCCUGCUUUUACUUAUUUUCAAGGACUACUCUUCCUUUUUUGGACACCUUUCUUGAUGAGAAGAAGAAUGCAUCCAUUGAAGAACGGGACGCACCAGGGACCUUUCUGUCAUGGCUCAUAUUAAGGAGGCCGGUGUAUGUUCACAUGAUAUCUGGUCGAUUUGAUGUGGGGAAUCUUCCAUCAUACAUUGAAUGUGACAAAUAUUUCAAGGACCAACUUCAAAAUCCAACUGUUUAUUUAAUGUAAUCCAAACAAGUACUUACAAAACUCUACACAUAUGAAAAUGAUGUUAAAAAUAAAACUGUAAUGUGA
Messenger RNA from Xyrauchen texanus (razorback sucker), 1047 nucleotides. RefSeq lists its product as uncharacterized. The coding region runs from base 157 to 981 and encodes 274 amino acids. The transcript has 8 exons. NCBI's taxonomy places the organism in Eukaryota, Metazoa, Chordata, Actinopteri, Cypriniformes, Catostomidae. The record is from RefSeq and is a predicted model, not a curated record. Gene Ontology annotation, biological process: biosynthetic process.